Molecule: messenger RNA, 3126 nt
Organism: Linum tenue
Lineage: Eukaryota; Viridiplantae; Streptophyta; Magnoliopsida; Malpighiales; Linaceae
Source: the annotation of a GenBank genome assembly
AUACAUAAAUACUUUUCGGAAUCACAAAAUCUCUCUUCUUUCUUCAUCCUGUGCGCAGUGGGCAGUGCACUCCUCAUAUUUUCUGCAGUUCGCGUUUUGAUUGUUCUCUUCCUCGAAAAACCCUAGAUUGCCUUACCUCACGAUCUUCCCCGGCUCUCUCUCCUUCUUUCCAAUCGGUGGUCCACCCUAGUUUUUUUUUAGUAAAUUUUUCUCCUUAGUUUCAGCCAGGGGAGGCGAAGAGCGACCGAUCGGAGUAAUAUGGACGAUAGUUGUGCUGUGUGUGCUGAUACCUUGGAAUGGGUUGCCUACGGCGCCUGCGGCCAUCGCGAGGUCUGCUCUACCUGCGUCGUUCGUCUCCGCUUCAUCUGCGAGGAUCGGCGUUGCUGCAUCUGCAAGACGGAGUCCGACGUCGUUUUUGUCACUAAGGCUCUUGGAGACUAUACGAGGAUGAUUAAUAACUUCGCAGUCCUUCCAUCUGAACCUAGGGAGGGCAGGAAUGGGUCAUAUUGGUACCAUGAAGAUACACAGACAUUUUUUGAUGAUCUUGACCACUACAAGAUGAUCAAGGCAAUGUGCAGACUCUCGUGCAGCGUAUGUGACAAUAUGGAGGAGACAAAUGAUGGUACAAAGCGGCGCUCCGGGUAUAGGAACAUUGAACAGCUGAAGGGUCAUUUGUUUCACAAACAUAAGUUGUUUAUGUGCAGCCUAUGUUUGGAAGGGAGGAAGGUAUUUAUUUAUGAACAGAAGCUGUAUUCUAGAUCACAACUUAAUCAGCACAGCAGCACAGGGGACUCUGAGGUUGAUGGUAGUGAAAGUGAAAGAGGUGGCUUUAUGGGUCAUCCCCAAUGUGAAUUUUGCAAGUCAUCAUUCUACGGUGAUAAUGAAUUAUACUCACAUAUGUCCAGGGACCAUUAUACCUGUCAUAUAUGCGAAAGGCAGCACCCUGGACAAUAUGAGUACUACAGAAAUUAUGAUGACCUAGAGAUGCACUUUCGUGGAGACCAUUUCCUCUGUGAGGAUGAGUCAUGUCUUGCCAAAAAGUUUGUUGUUUUUCAAAGUGAUUCAGAAAUGAAGAGGCAUAAUACCAUCGAACAUGGUGGGUGUAUGUCCCGUUCGAAGCGAAAUGCUGCUCUACAGGCAUGUAUAUGUUUCCAUAUACUUUUAAUUCAAUUCCGGGUGUCUGGUUCUACUUACUCUAUACUAUUUAUACCAACCAGCUUCCGGUUUCAUCGUGAACAAGAUGCCCGUCGUGGAAGGGGCCGCCCAUCUGGACGUGAUGAUUCUGAUAACCAACUUUCCAUGGCAAUUCAGGCAAGCCUCGAUACAUCCUACGCUGAUUCCCCAUUGCCAUCAUCUGGUACACAAACAACUGAUCUUGGAGAUGAUGUUAAUAUGGAUAUACUCUCUGAGCCUCUAGACUCAUUAGAUUUAUCAGACUCAUCCAUCCGUUCAAGAUAUCUUCAAGCAUUAGGGCAUAGUAGGAAUGCAGCUGUGCAGCAAUCCGCCUUUCCUCCCCUUGCUACGGGUUCCAAUAGUAGUAGUAGCCAGCAGCAGAAGACCACACAAGAACCAGAAGGUUUACCAAACAACAGUAUGGCAGCCCAUCUCAGACGCAAGAACAAAAAGGCAACUGUUGUCAACUCAGCCAAGGGAUGGGCGACAACCCGUGUGCCGCUCUCUGGUAGUGUUAGUUCUAGUUCAUCGCAAUGGCCCGCGAUAAUUAAUAAUGUAUCAUCAAGCUCUCACAGUGUUUCUAUUGCACCUCUUCCACUUUCAAGUCAUGCAAGUCCACCUGUAUCAAUUCCUGGAUAUAUCUCUGCUGGCAAUCUUGUGAGCACCAAUAGCAGAAUGAGUCAUUCUGCAUCAGCCCCAAGUCUCGCUGAGAGUAGUAGAUUACUUAAAAAGCCCUCUGCUUUAGAUUUCCCUCCAGUUUCUGCAAUGCAAGUUAACAAAGCACCCUUGGGGGGUCAGCAGCAGGCUGUGCUUAGUGCUGGAGAUGUUCACACUGCAAACAAAUCUUUGGUUGAGAAAAUACGCGACGUGCUACAUCAUGACGAGGCAAAGUAUGCUUCGUUUAAAGAGAUUUCCGGUCAGUACCGCCAGGGUUCCGUUGACACUGAAAAAUACUUGGUAUUUGUGCGGCAGUAUGGGUUGUCUCAUCUUGUUCUUGAGUUGGCCAGACUUUGCCCUGAUCCCCAGAAGCAGAAGGAGCUGGUUGACACCUAUAACGCUGCCAGUUUGGGAAGGAAUGGCCGCCAGGAAAAGGGUAAAGACACUAAUAUAAAGGGCAAGGGGAUAUAUUCUGAAGGCAACAGCAGCGCAAGGGAUAAAUUAACUGAUAACAUUAUGAACACGGUUCGGACACUGCAGUCGCAACAACAGAAAACAGUGGAGGAAGAGGUGGUCGAGGUCUUAUCCAAGGAUGGUUAUCGGAACUCUAAAGGCACGUCGAGGUUAAUUAUUGAGAAGCAAGGCUGGGAAUCAGGUGGUCAACCUUGGUCCACAUUAUCUGGCGAUGGAUUUAGUUCUCAUCCGAGUUCGAAGGACGGGGUUAGUGAAAAUAUGAAAAAGAAGAAAACUUCGAAGUUCCAUAGGGCGAGACUGGGUGAUGGGUCAAUUGCAGCGAUCUUAGACAAGAACAAUUCUGACCCUGACCCGGAUCCAGGUUUAGUAGGGAAAGCAUCUUCGGAUGGAACCAAUAGUAAUGGAGCUGCGGGAGGGUUGCCUGUGCGUGGGGUUUGGAGGAAAGGAGGAAGUAAAAAGCUCUUUGCAUAAGCAGCACAUAGAUACAGCCGGUGGAAAUACCAGAUUAACUUCGAAUGGGGAAGUAAAUGCACAGAUGUCUUUUGGGUUGUCAAUGUGUUCUGUAAAUGAGGAUCAGAUUGCGUUUAUCAGUUUCAUAAAAAAAAAAAAAAAAUGAGGAUCAGAUUGCAGAGGUGAGUAAAUUUUGCACCUUGUUUCUUGCCAAGGAUGAUGUUGAUGUCUUUGAGUUGAGAAGUAUUUUCUGAUUUGCUUGUUUGAUUCUGGUUGUAGUGGUGAGUGAGUUCUUCGUGGGUUGGUGACAAAUGUUUAUAGAAUUGGUCAAUUGGACAUUGAAGAGGCACGCAGUUUUCUUUGUUGCCGUUC